AUGGAACAAUGCUUAUUAAAAGAUGAAGAAAAUAUUGAUUCUGCAUUGAAUGCUUGUAAUAUGGAUAUAGCUAAAAAAAACUCUUUCAGCUAAACACUGUUCAAACUUACAACAGUAUUUUAAAUUCCAUGCAGCAUUGGUUACUUUGUAUCAACAUAAAAUACAAAAGCUUGGAGAUAGUCAGGGAGAUGGUCCAAUAAAUUUGUCUCAGAAAGGACAAAUUGCAAAAGAAAUGAAAGUGAUGGAGCAUAUCUGUUGCAUUGGGCUGAAAGCAGGUGGUGAUGGUGAUCAUGUUGAAAGUGUUAGGGAUAUGAACAUUUUUGCUGAUUUGUUGCUUAAUUUUGAGGAGAAAUGUCCACUUCUGCAUAGUGUUCUAGAAACACUUCUCUCUCACUGA
Paramuricea clavata is the source of this 397-nucleotide messenger RNA. Lineage: Eukaryota; Metazoa; Cnidaria; Anthozoa; Malacalcyonacea; Plexauridae. The record is from the annotation of a GenBank genome assembly.